GUUUCACAUACACCAGCUCUAGAGAGUGUGGCAUCCCUUUUUAUCCCAAAGAAAAGCGGGGAAAGGAAAGGGGUAUUGUGUGUGUUAGGCUGGCCCACAUCGCCUUUGUGUCCCAUAUGCACUUCUGCAGACUGAUCAGCUGCAGAAAACCGGCUGAGCCAAAGCCUCUCUCUCUCUGCCACCCCCUUCACAACUCAGAAAGGAUUCCUUUCUUCUUGCACAACCCAAAAGGCACCACACCCUUAUUGCUCACACAAAAAUAAGGCAGCUCCGUACAGUGCAAUGAGCCUGGCUUUUUUGGCGCUUCCCUAUGCAGGACAGGGAGAAAGUUUUAUGGCAUAAACCCUAAAGGUACGGGGUCCUGCCUCCUGGGAGACUUCCCAGCUUUUCUCUGGGCAAAGUUGGCAAGGAAGAUCAAGGACGAUUCUGAGUUGGUUCAAGUGAGCAGGACCUUCACAGACUUCUGUCACCAUGGACUGGAAGACCCUACAGGGCCUGCUGAGCGGGGUGAACAAAUACUCCACUGCUUUCGGGCGCAUCUGGCUCUCCGUUGUCUUUGUCUUCCGAGUCCUGGUUUAUGUGGUGGCUGCUGAGCGAGUGUGGGGGGAUGAGCAGAAGGAGUUUGAUUGCAACCACCGUCAGCCCGGAUGCACCAACGUCUGUUUUGACCACUUCUUCCCCAUCUCCCACACCCGGCUGUGGGCCCUACAGCUUAUCUUCGUCACCUGCCCUUCGCUGCUGGUUAUAAUGCACGUGGCCUACCGCGAGGACAGGGAGAGGAAAAACCGGUUAAAGAAUGGAGAGAACUGCCCCAGACUCUACAGUGACACUGGCAAGAAACAUGGUGGCCUCUGGUGGACUUACGUUCUCACCCUCUUCUUCAAGUUGGCUAUCGAGAUCGUCUUUCUCUACCUCCUGCAUAGGAUAUGGGAGAGCUUUGACAUGCCCAAGCUGGUCAAGUGCGAUCUGAAGCCUUGCCCCAAUGUAGUGGACUGCUACAUCGCUCGGCCGACGGAGAAGAAGAUUUUCACCUACUUCAUGGUUGGGGCUUCUGCUUUCUGCAUCGUCCUCAUUGUCUGCGAGAUUGUCUACCUCAUCUGCAAGCGGGUGUUCCGCUCAAUACAGAAGUGCCAGAAGAAGAAGAGGUCGCUCACCUACAGCAAGGCAUCCACCUGCCAGUGCCAUGCGAGACUGGACCAACCGCAUUAUGGGAAAGGGAAGCACACACACGUGGAGGCCCUCAGAGCCUCUGCACCUAACCUGACUUUGAUCUGAGGCAGCGUGAAAGGACAGAUCCAAAAUGGCCGGCUGCCAUUUGGAUUAUUUCAUUGCGACACACAAGUGGCUUUUGAGGAACAUGGGGCAAAGAAGGGUGAUUUGAAACAGAAGUCUUCCUUCUACAGUACAUUGUGUGGCCACCAAAGUUUUCCUCAAAGGGGAAGCACCAUCGUAUUUUGUUGAGGCCUAAAGGCAAAGCCUCCUGGCCUGUUUACAUGUUUUUACUAAACUUAAGACGCAUGGUCAAAGCACACACAACACAAGAUGUUGACUUGUACAAUCCCUGGAAGAAGUUGCAGCCCUUUAGAUCAUAACAUCUGCUCUUUCUCAGAAGAGAUGAUAAUAUGGGCAGUUGGCUAAGGGAGCCACGUAUGUGAAACAUCUGUUAUGGUCUCCAGAAAACGCCUAGCAAUUAAUGACUUACAGCUCUGAUUCUUUCCUCUGACUCAUUAAAAUGUUUAUAGAGUGUUGCAGAAUCAAUGAAAGGGGGGUGGGCAACUGUUUAGUUAAUGCUGUCCAAAAACAAAUGAUUAGAUGGAAAGGUUGGUUUCAGUUGAACGAAAUUCAAAGUUAAUUUGGAGGUUUCACUUCAGGCAGAAUAACUCAGCAAAUUCAAGGAAAUCAAAGAAAAAAAUUCAAGUUGGGGGGAAGGCGUUUGCACCGUCUAUAGGUGUGUUUACACGAACAAAGGGGCACAGCCUUAGAUAUCUCUGUAUAGUAGCUUUUUCCAAUCUGCUGUAUUCCAGAUCAUGUUCAAUUCCCAGCCCCAAACAUAAUGGCCAAUAAUCAGGGAUGGUGGGAGUUGUUGUUCAAGAACAUCUGAAGAGCACCUGCUUUGGGAAAGCUUGCUGUAGGGGUUAGCCAAGAACAGAUGCUUUCAUGAUGUCCUGUUUACACCAGCCUCCUCAACCCCAGUGUCUCCAGAUGCUGAGAGACUACAGCUCUUAACCCUCCUGGUCAUUGGCCAUGUUUCCCAGGCCUAAUGGGGGAGGGGGCACAUGAUUGGGGGGAACUGGUUACACACUCCUUACCAGACCUUUCCCCAAAGAAAGGGUUGUGCCCAGUGAAGUUCUGUGAGAAUAAUACAAGGACUCUGGCACUUUCCAGAGAGGAAGCCAUCUUCCUUCCUGUACCAGACUGAGGCACCCUGCAAAAGAAGCUUUAUUCUGGUAGCGGAUGGACUUGCCCCCGAAAUCCUGCCUAACAUGACAUUCCAAAUUGGUUUGAGGGUUCUACUUUGACGGAGACCUCUGAAGACUUUCAUCGGAAGCCAAAAAGAGUUGUAAUAUCCCUCAUUGGUGGGGUGGACAUUGGCUUAAAGCCUGAAGCUUCAACCAGAUCAGGUUGAAAGCAAAUUUCUAAAUGAGAUUGGAGGUUCCCCAUAUGCAAAAGAAACUAUAUAAGGGAUUCUGAGGCUGUUGAUGAACUAGAGCCGUUUCUCAGGUGGGCUUCCUAUCUCUUUUGUAAGAGUUCUGUACUGCUCGGCAAUUAUAAGGUGAUCAUUUAUGCACUACCAAAAAAAAAGACGAAAGAAGGAAGUGCUUUACAUAAAAUUUGCACAUGUUAAUGUAUAUAUAUGUGUGUGUGUGUGUGUGUAAAGGCACAUUUGUAAAUAAUUGCUAUACUUCAAGUAGAUAUGCAAUACAUCCCAUAAAAGUGGGGAAGACCAUUACCAGGUGGCCUGUAUGUUCCUGCUCAGCCUGCUGUCCAGGUACUGACUGUUGAUGGGCAAUUUCAAGACCCCUCCUGCUGUCCCGUCUUAGAGGUCUUUAAAUUUAAAUUUAAACCAGACAACCCUUUAAACAGAGAGUGUCCUCUGGAAAAUAGGGCAUAUGGCCACCCUUAUUUGGCAACAUCUCACAGAGUGGGAGUUGUAGCACACUGGAGAGUUCUUUAGCUGAAGCAACUGUUUACGUAAACAGGGUGUGAGGCAGAACUGACCUCAUUCAACAAGCUGUGCAGGUUUGACACGGCGCUCUGGAGGGGCAAGGACUUUGCAAGGGAGAGAGAGGGGCCCACCAUUAGAGAAAAAUGCCCAACAAUUAGGGGUUCUCAUUUCCCUCAGUAAAAAGCUAUCAUGCAGCACAAUGCUGAGCAUGUUUACUUAGAAGGGAAGAUUGCUGAGUUCAGUGGGGCAACGUUAGAACUGCUGGCUUGGACUGUGAGCUGAAAAAUGCCUACUUCAAAAAUCUCUUGUUCACCACAAGGAAUCUUCCUUUCUCUCUCAGCCUCAGGCUUAUGUCUGCAAAAUACCUGGCAGGUGGGACUUCAGGGCCAAACAACAUUACUCAGCUAAUGCAUAUGAAGUUCUUUAAUAAUAAGGAAGAAUCAAGUGAACAUUUGCUUCAGUGUUCUGCUGCAAGAGUUACCGUAUUUUUCCGUCUAUAAGACUAUAAUGUCAAAAAUUAGGGGGGUGCCUUAUACACAGAUAUAGGUAAAGGGACCCCUGACCAUUAGGUCCAGUCAUGGACGACUCUGGGGUUGCCGGGCUCAUCUCACGUUAUUGGCCGAGGGAGCCAGCAUACAGCUUCCGGGUCAUGUGGCCAGCAUGACUAAGCCGCUUCUGGCGAACCAGAGCAGUGCACAGAAACGCCAUUUACCGUUUACACAGAUAUAUCUCCCCCCAUUUUCUUAAAUCUGAGUCCCCCCAAAUAGGGGGCGUCUUAUACAUGGGGUGUCUUAUGGACGGAAAAAUACGGUAUUAUGACCCAUGGGGGUCCUUCAGCAUCACGUGAAUUCAACAUCCUUUGGUGAACCAUCCUUGAGAACCCAACCUAAGUUUCUCGGGCUCAGUCAGAGCAUCGACCCACCUAACUCAGUAUUUCCUACUGACUGGAAGUGGCUGUCCAGGGUUUCAGGCAAGGUGCUCUCCCAGGCCUACCCAGAGAUACCAGGUAUUGAACCUGGGACCCUCUGCGUGUAAAUCUGAUGCUCUGACACUGAGCUAUGAUCCUUCUGUAGGUUUUUACCAGGAUUUGCCAAGUUUGGACCUGCAGCCUUGCCUGUGCAUGCAAAAUAGCCAUACCAUCCUUCUCAGCAGGAGGUAGGAUGGGCAUGCAAAAUCGCUUGGGUGCCAUCCUACAAGCUGUUGCGGGUUGCCCCAUCUAACAAUUUACUUGUGGGACAGGAGCUAUCCUGACAAAAUGACUUUCCACAGGGAGCUGACUCCUGCUGAGUCAGACUAUUAGUCCACUUAGCCUAAUGCUGUAUGGCUGACUGAAGGUUUCCAAAGAUUGCAGGUAGGGAUAUUUCCAAAGCCUAUUAAAUGAGAUCGUUGGGCUGGAGACGCCCUGAAACCUUGUGCAUGUGAAGCACACACUCUGCUUCUUGUGGCAGAGUUGUGGCUGUCCCUCAAAGAGAGAGCCCCAGGGCUCUCGUGUGUCUGGCCUGAGAUGGUCUUUAGACAACCCUGGUUUAUUAGCACCAUGCUUUGACCAUCCACACCUGUUGGCCAGUUGAUCAUGAGGGGAGCAAAGAAAUUGGGCGCAACUAACUUUGUUCAAGCCAUGCAAUUUCAUGCUUGAAAUCCAGGGGCAGGGGAAGUUUCAUUCCAAGGGCUGCAUUCCUGUGCGGAGAACCUUCCAGGGCCUGGCAUGCUAGUGGUGGGUGGGCAGGGCCAGAGCUAAAGGAGGGUGAAGUGGUGGGUGUGACUCUUAACUUUGUGGGGAAUGCACAAUCCAGCCAUACAAAAGUCAGAGGUUUACACACACAUACACACACACCUCUAUACCUCACCAUCUGGGGAAGCAAGAAGCAAAUCACAGUUCAAGGACAUAUUCCAACAGACAAAAGCACUUGAGGCAGGCAGCCACAGGGCUGGUGGAGGGUGUGACCUAGAAGGGGGGCAUAGCCUGGGAAAAGGCUUGGGGGCCAGAGAAAGAGGCCUGGAGGGCCUCAUUUGGCCCGCAAACCUGAGGUUCUCAACCCCAGCUGUAAACGUUCAGAACUCCACUGUGAAUGCUGCAUCCAACAUCCAAGAAGGUAUGCCGGGGCACUUAAUUGUCAGAAAUCAAAUAUUAUUACGGUUCCAGGACAAAACAGAGCUGAAAAGCAUUUUAAUGCUGAACAAUUGCCUUCAUGGCAAUCAAGCGCAUCAGCAUCCAGAUAUUUCUAGUGCAGCUUGACAGCUUCUCUGUGAGACCUUUUCUUGUGGCUGACCUUUAACGAGGGCAGUCUUUUUUUAAAAAAAUUACUCACAAAAUAUUCACAACGGGGUAGGAAGCUAGAAUUCAGCAGGAUAACACGGGAGCUAAUGGAGGGGGGGGGAGCAGUAAUAAUGUCACUCACAGUUCUGAGUGCAGCUCAAAUCUGAAACCGACCAUCCUCAGUAGACUAAAUUCAAUUUAAAAAAAAGACAUUUUGCAGCAGCAGAAACAACAACAAAAGUUAGAAAAGGGGGGAUUGAGGUGCCUCCAUUGCAGAUGGUGAGAAAUGGUUGGAGAAUUUCUCCACCCUCCAAGAUUAUUCAGUGGAAUUAUCCUUCCAAUUCUUCUGCCAGCAAGUAGGGCAGAAAACUUCAGAAGUCCCUUUUCACUCAGCUCUAGGCCACAGGGUCAGCAGAUGGGGAAGGAGGAGAAGGAUCCUGCAAUUUUAAUUGCUAUGUAGAAGAGGAAAUGCCAACAAGUCUUUCUUCCCAUUAAAGGUGCAGGAGCUGUGUAUCUGGCCACCUUCACUAGACUUUGAUGGAGGGGAUUUAAACAAGGAAAGGUUUUCAUACCACUUGCAUCUAGUUAUGGGGAGAAAGCUUCACCUGCAACAUUUCUGCAAGUUUGGCUGCUGUUAAAGGUUCCAGCACAACCAGGAAGAAAAGCAAGUGAUUUUUGUGCUCUGUUGCCCUGCAAAUAGGGUAGGCAACUGCAAAAGAGGACAGUGUUCCUGUAGUCUUAAUUUCUAUGUAUAACUUCAUGCCAGGCACACCGCCUGAUAGCCCCUCGACAAUCCAGCUAUUGAAGGUACA
Molecule: messenger RNA, 6235 nt
Organism: Zootoca vivipara (common lizard)
Lineage: Eukaryota; Metazoa; Chordata; Lepidosauria; Squamata; Lacertidae
Gene: GJB3
Product: gap junction protein beta 3
Biological process (GO): cell-cell signaling
Cellular component (GO): connexin complex
Molecular function (GO): gap junction channel activity
Source: RefSeq, a predicted model, not a curated record